AUGCUCAAGGAAUUUUUGAGUACAUUUGAUCAUAAUUGGCUGACUGCAUUACCAGAGAACUUUCCUCCAGAUGGGCUUUUAAAAGACCGCAGGCAGUCAACACCAUUUGCUGAACGCUCUCUGUGUGAAAGUCUCAGUUUUCUCUUCUGUGAAAUGGAGACAAUAAUAGUCCUUAUUUGGCUGACUCUCUUUUCGGACUCAGCCCGCCUGCACCCAGGUGAAAUAAACAGCCAUGUUGCUCACACAAAGCCUGUUUGGUGGUCUCUUCACAUGGACGCGUGUGGAAUUUGGUGCCGUGACUUGGAUCGGGGGACCUCCCUUGGGAGAUCAAUCCCCUGUCCUCCUGCUCUUUGCUCCCUGAGAAAGAUCCACCUACGACCUCAGGUCCUCAGACCGACCAGCCCAAGAAACAUCUCACCAAUUUCAAAUCUGGACUCCACUGGAAAUCGGACUGUUCAACUCACCUGGCAGCCACUCCCAGAGCCCCUGGAACUCUGGCCCAAGGCUCUCUGACUGACUCCUUCCCAGAUCUUCUUGGCUUAGCAGCUGAACACUGACACUGCCCGAUCGCCUUGGAAGCCCCCAAACCAUCACGGACACCGAGCUUCAGGUAACUCUCACAGUGGAAGACUCAGCCCGCCUGCACCCAGGUGAA
Molecule: messenger RNA, 655 nt
Organism: Symphalangus syndactylus (siamang)
Lineage: Eukaryota; Metazoa; Chordata; Mammalia; Primates; Hylobatidae
Product: embryonic stem cell-related gene protein-like
Source: RefSeq, a predicted model, not a curated record